UGGGAUUGCGAGGAUUUACUGCAGAACAGCUGCAGGGGGUGUUGAGUGGUAAGGUUAUGUCCUCUCAGACCAUUGGUCUGGAGUUGGACUAGAUAGGGUUAAAUAGUGGAAUGGGUGGUGUUUUUUUUUUUAGAGAGAGGGCUAAUGGGUGGUGUCGCAAUUUUUCUUAGUCCCAAUUUUGUAUUAUUGUGUUAAAUAAUAUGAUGUAGGUAGGCCGUGAAUGGCCUCACACACCAGUACAGUAGGUGGCGGUGUAUGCACCUUAAAGUUGGAUGCAAUCCGCCAACCAAAUCCCGAAGAAGAAGAAAUAAGCAGGAAGUGAAUGGCUAGAGCGUUAGUUUAUUUACGUAGUGGACAUGUGGCUAUACAGACCCUAAAAUGGCCAAAUUACAGAUAGAGUUGAAUGCGUUUCUUACUGAGCGAUUAACAGCGGCUGCUGUGGAGAUAUCGGCUGUCUUUCAAAAAAAGCUAGUCGAGUACCAGGAAGAAAUCUCCCGUUCGAAGGAGGAGAACAAACGUCUACAGAGGCUGUUGGGUUUGGUGUUCCACCCGGAAAUCAAGUUACAUCGAGCAGACUCCCAGCAGCCCUCUCUCCCUGUCUCAGAAGAGAAGGUUCCCCCUGAGAAGGAGAGGAGCCCCAAUCUGGGGCAAGAGGACCCAGAGCCCACACAGAUUAAAGAGGAACAGGAGGAACUCCGGACCAGUCAGGAGGAAGAGCAGCUUCAAGGGCUGGAGCCUGAUACCAAAUACCUCUUCUUGAUUCCUGCCUGUGUUAAAAUUGACUAUGAACAGGACCCACCUCUGCCCUCACAUCUUGACCAAAUCUUGGAGAACAGAGAGAGGGACUCUCUACCCACCAACACAACUGAACAGAUCAAAACAGAACCUGGUGGAGAGGACUACAGAGUAUCUGUUCCAACCAGGGACUCUCAGCCCCUCUCUGAAGCCCAGAUGGAAAACAUAGAAGAACGUGUUGAUGGGAUGGAGAGAUCCAUUCCCCCUUCCUUCUCUCCAGACUCCCAGCAGCCCUCUCUCCCUGUCUCUAAAGAGAAGGUUCCCCCUGAGCAGCAGGAGAGAAGCCCCGGUCUGUGGCAGGAGGACCCAGAGCCCACAAAUCAAGAGGAACUCAGGACGAAUCAGGAGGAAAAGCAGCUGGAAUCUGACAGCAGAGUAUCAGAACCAACCAGUGACUCUCAGCUCCUCUCUGCAGUAAAUCCAGACGGUUCUGCAGCUCAGAGUGAAAACAGUAAAGUUCAUCAGAGUCCCACCACUUCUUCAGAACAAGAUUCUAGUAACGUGGAAUCAAAUGAAGCAUCUCAUUUCUCUAACUGGACCGACAAAAACAUUUUGGAUACAGACGGCAACUCUUUAGACAGUAGCUCUUGCGCUAAAGAAGAUUCUGAGGCACGGAAACCAGCAAAGAGAACAUGCCAUUCUAGUGGUGUGGUUAAUGAGCCUUCUGAUUUGUCUAACUUAUGUGAUGAAAACAACCCAAGGACUGAGAUCAGCCCUUCAGACAGCAACAAAGACAUGAACAUCCAAACAGACUCUGGGGCUCAUAAUCCAGCUAAGAGAAAAUGUCAGCGGGCGCAUAAUGUUGCUGUAGCAAGAUGUGGGAGUGGAGAGAUGGUCGCCUGUUCCCGGCCCAAAGUGCCGGGGUCCACUCAAGAUUACACCCACUGCAUGCACUGUCAAGGUCUGUACAAUCGAAAGACACUGUGGAAGCAUGUCAGAUAUUGUCCUCUGAAUCCCAAAGCUGACGAACCAAAACCUGGACAAAAGAUGAGGAUUCAGUCAGCAAUGGUGUUUAAGUUGUGUCCUCAACCCGAUUACGUCAGCACAGGUCUUUGGAAGAUAGUUUGUGGUAUGAACUCCGGCGAAGUUUCAUUUGUGGUAAGAAAUGACAAAUAUAUCCUCCUCAUGGGAGAAGAGAUGUACAACAAACUACAGCCAGAUGACAGAAGAAAUAAAUUCAUUCCACAAAGAAUGAGAGAGAUGGCAAGACUACUCAUCACGGCCAGGAAGUGUACACCUCUGAUGUGCUUUGAGGACUUGGUCAUACCUAGUAAUUUACCUCACGUCAUCACGGCAGUGAGAGCUGUUGCUGGCUACAACGAGGAGAACAAAACGUACGACCGCCCGACGCUGGCUGUUCAAAUGGGAUACAACUUAAUGAACAUUGGCAGCGCUGUGGAAUCCUGUGCACUAAAGUCAGGACAAUACAAGGUCGCAGAGUUUGCAGGCAAAUUCAAAGGUUUCAAGUGGAAUGAGGUUGUUAUGGCUGGAGCACUGUCCACUCUCAGUGAACCAAAAAUGAAAUGUACCCAGCCGACCCGUCACACAGGCGGCCCAGCCGACCCGUCACGCAGGCGCCCAGCCGACCCGUCACGCAGGCGCCCAGCCGACCCGUCACACAGGCGCCCAGCCGACCCAAAGAAACGCUGUGAGAUUAAAGUGGACCGUUGAUGAGGUAGCAGCAGUUCAUAAAGAGUGGCCGAGUUCCUGGAAAGAGGGACUGCCUCAAAUGCCUCCAGUCGGAACCUGUGGCGCUCAAAAUCAGAAACUGGUCAGGCAUUAAGUUCUAUGUAAAUAGAAUCAAAAGGAGACCGCGUACUGCACCGAAUUUGGUGGACAGCGGCCCCGACGGGGACUUCAAAUCAGGGCCAGAGACUGUCAACGCAACAACACCUUAGCCAUUGUGUUUUCCAGUCAGACUUCGAACCAGCCAGGGAUUCGAACCAGUGACUUUUUAUGUGUGGUGGGGGGGUUACAGGUACAAUAUUUAAGUUCACAUCAGUUCAUAUUCUGUUGAGAUAUUUUAUAUUCAUUAUUUCACACAUUGUACCUCUGGGCUGCCACUCAAAAAAACUCAACAACAAAAAAAAAAACAUUACAAGAGGUACAUAACUAAGUACUGAUCAUUUUGAUGCACUAUGCAGAAAUCGCUCCGCCAUUUCCUGGUUGCUAAAAUUGAAAUAGUAAGUCUAAUUUCAGUUUGUGACAAAACAAGCAAGUAUAGUGUAGAGAAUCAUUGUACCAUCUAAACCGCUGCGAAAUGUCUUUUGCAUAACCCAAAAUCAUGUAUUUUCAGCUGUUUGAAGCUGGUUUACAAAACUGAAAGUAAAAGACGCAAAAACAAAACAUAAGAACAGGAAGC
Coregonus clupeaformis (lake whitefish) is the source of this 3157-nucleotide messenger RNA. RefSeq names its product heat shock protein DDB_G0288861. The transcript is spliced from 4 exons. The record is from RefSeq and is a predicted model, not a curated record. Lineage: Eukaryota; Metazoa; Chordata; Actinopteri; Salmoniformes; Salmonidae. Bases 379 to 2466 code for a protein of 695 amino acids.